This is a messenger RNA of Wyeomyia smithii (pitcher-plant mosquito), 3337 nucleotides long. Its product is annotated as multiple epidermal growth factor-like domains protein 6. Gene Ontology annotation, cellular component: extracellular region. Lineage: Eukaryota; Metazoa; Arthropoda; Insecta; Diptera; Culicidae. The transcript is spliced from 4 exons. Gene Ontology annotation, molecular function: chitin binding. Bases 65 to 3085 code for a protein of 1006 amino acids. The record is from RefSeq and is a predicted model, not a curated record.
ACGCAAGAAGUGGAUCUUAUUAUUCUACCUAACAUUUUUUCGCAACAAAUUUAGUGCCUGUGUAAUGUAUUUCAUAAUUACUUUAGUUUUGUUCUUGGGCGCGGUUACUGCCCAAAAUGUGCCUUGUACCGAAACUUGCUGGCAAAAUUGUCCUAUCGAUCCCCGUUGCCCAUCGGGGAAUGGAGCGGAGGCUACACUUCUACCACAUCUAACAGACUGUGGCAAGUUUGUAAAGUGCGAAUCUGGCCAUGGUUGUGAAUUCAACUGCCCGAAUGGUUUGCAUUUCAACGCGCGAGAGUUUGUUUGCGAUUGGCCCUGGAGGGCGUGUUGUAAUGAAGCUGAUUGUAUCCCUUGUGGGGAUCCUUGUGCUCCAACAACUACAGUGCAACCCACCACUACUACAGAGUCCACCACUACUACUCCUACAACUACAACUACUAGUACAACUACCACUACUAGUACUACUACUACUACAACGCAGCCCACCACUCCCGAUGAUCCAAUUGAAUGCGAAGUAUGUCCGUUGAACUGCGAACUUGACGCUCGUUGCCCGGUACCAAAUCCUGCUGAACCUGAGCUUCUACCCCACGACGACUGCACCAAAUUCUACAAAUGUGAAACUGGUCGUGCCUGUGAAAUGGAGUGUCCUCCGGGACUGCACUUUAACAAAGACAGAAAAGUUUGCGACUGGCCUUGGCAAGCUUGCUGUGAUGGUACUAUCGUAUGCAUCCAAUGCCCCACGUGUCCUCCGGCAUUUUAUUGGGUUAGAAUACAUAUCAUAGACAAAUCAAAUAUGCUAAAACUGCUUUUGCUAAUAGUUUGUGUUGGGCAAGCUAUUGCUCAAGAGUGCUCAGUAUGUCCUGUGGGAGUUUGCCACCCGAAUCCCAAAUGCCCUGCAAAUGAUGAUUUAAGUGAUCCCACAAAACUUCCUCAUGAGGACUGUGGAAAAUUCUACAAAUGUAGCCUUGGAAAUGCAUGUGAAAUGAGCUGUCCAGCCGGAUUACAUUGGAGUGUGACAGCAAACCGUUGCGAAUGGCCUCACAUCGCCUGUUGUGAUCCAACCGUUGAAUGUCGGCCAUGCUGUGAUACACCUACAACAACGUCUACUCCUGCUACCACGCCAACAACAACGGCUACUCCUGCUACCACACCAACAACAGUAACAACAAUACUACCGGAUGAUCCUACAACUACUACGGCAGCACCCCCGGUCGGAUCAUGCACACCCGAUGUCAGAUGUCCUGCAAACGACGAUCCAUUAAAUCCGUCACUUCUACCACAUGCGACUGAUUGUGGCCUUUUUUAUAAAUGUGAUAGCGGUCGACGUUGUCCAAUGAAGUGUCCUCCUGGGCAACAUUUCGGUCCUAUCCUUCUGCGUUGUGAUUGGCCAAACGUUGCUUGUUGUGAUCUAAAUAUUUGUUCACCAACAAUAAGUACGACAGCAUCUACUACGGUAGCAACAACGGUAGUAACAACGGCAGCUCCACCGGUCGGAUCAUGCACACCCGAUGCCAGAUGUCCUGCAAACGACAAUCCAUUGAAUCCGUCACUUCUUCCGCACGAGACUGAUUGUGGUCAGUUCUAUAAAUGUGACAGUGGUCGACGUUGUCCAAUGGAGUGUCCUCCUGGGCAACAUUUCGGUCCUAUCCUUCUGCGUUGUGAUUGGCCAAACGUUGCUUGUUGUGAUCUAAAUAUUUGUUCACCAACAAUAAGUACGACAGCAUCUACUACGGUAGCAACAACGGUAGUAACAACGGCAGCUCCACCGGUCGGAUCAUGCACACCCGAUGCCAGUUGUCCUGCAAACGACGAUCCAUUAAAUCCGUCACUUCUUCCGCACGAGACUGAUUGUGGUCAGUUCUAUAAAUGUGACAGUGGUCGACGUUGUCCAAUGGAGUGUCCUCCUGGGCAACAUUUCAGUGCUGUCUUACAACGUUGUGAUUGGCCAAACGUUGCUUGCUGUAAUCCAGCAAUACCAUGCUCGACAACUCCAAGUACAAUAACUACAACAGUGGCAGUUCCAACUGCACCUCCUGGUAGUGUAUCAUGUAUGACUGAUACCCGUUGUCCUGCGAAUGAUGAUCCAUUGAAUCCGUUAUUAUUAAAACAUGAAACUAACUGCGGUCAAUUCUACAAAUGUGAUAGUGGUCAGGCGUGCUUAGUUGACUGUCCUAUUGGAGAACAUUUCAGUGCAGAUUUACAGCGAUGUGAUUGGCCAAACGUAGCCUGUUGCAACCCACUGAUACCUUGUGAUUCAACUGUAGGUUCACUUACCACAAGUAAUCCAGUCGGUAUUUCUUGUGUAGUCGACGCUCGAUGCGCUAUAAAUAAUAAUCCGUUGAAUCCAUUAUUACUACAACAUGAAACUAAUUGCGGUCAAUUUUAUAAAUGUUAUAGUGGUCAGCGGUGUCUGGUUGACUGUCCUGUUGGCCAACAUUUCAGUGUAGCACUGCAGCGCUGUGAAUGGCCGAAUGUAGCCUGUUGCGACCCAUUGAUACCUUGUGAUUCGACAGUUGGUUCACUAACCACGAGUAAUCCAGUCGGCACGUCUUGUAUAUACGACGCAAGAUGCCCAGUAAAUGAAAAUCCUAUGAGUCCAUUACUGCUUAGACAUGAAACUGACUGUUCUCGGUUUUACAAAUGCGACACUGGUCAGCGUUGCUUGAUGCAAUGUAAAACAGGGGAGCACUUCAGCAGUUCACAUCAACGUUGCGAAUGGCCUAAUUAUGCAUGCUGUGAUACAACAAUUCCUUGCGAAGCCAUUCCAAAUAAAUAUGAUCCUUGCUACCCCGGAGUAUGCGAAACUCCAAUUUGCUACGCUGACAGCGGUUGUCCAGCGCAAGAUGAUCCUCUUAAUCCAAUACACCUCCGUAACCCAGCAAGCUGCACCUCAUUUUAUAAGUGUCAGCGGGGUAAGGCGUGUUUGGUGGAGUGUCCGAUGGGGCAGCAUUGGAGUCACGCUCUACAACGUUGUGAAUGGCCUAAUGUUGCUUGCUGCAAUCGAAAAGUAGAAUGCUGCCAUCAGUGUAUCGAAGAAAGGCGCCGAGAGCUGGGACGUUUAUUUGGAACAAAAAUGUAUAACUAGUUACUAGUGAGUUUAAGAUACAUAUUUUUCUAAUUCACAAAGCAUUGCUGCUCAUAUUAACAACAACAAAAAAAUUGUUCUUCAAUCACGCCUAAAUAUGGAAAUAUAAACAUCUAGAAGUGGUCAAGCUAUGCUAAAUUGGAAAAAGAAUCAAAGUUGCCUUACGAAGCCUAUAAAUCUCUUGAGAGUUUCAACAGUUAUUAAUAAGAUAAGUUUAGCAUCAAAUACAAAAUCAUGACUUAUUUAUUCAAA